This is a messenger RNA of Cloeon dipterum, 2958 nucleotides long. It is a transcript of the gene sw, whose product is annotated as short wing. Gene Ontology annotation, cellular component: cytoplasmic dynein complex. Gene Ontology annotation, molecular function: dynein heavy chain binding; dynein light chain binding. Bases 164 to 2353 code for a protein of 729 amino acids. The transcript is spliced from 14 exons. Lineage: Eukaryota; Metazoa; Arthropoda; Insecta; Ephemeroptera; Baetidae. Gene Ontology annotation, biological process: transport along microtubule. The record is from RefSeq and is a predicted model, not a curated record.
AUCUAGAAGCGCUGUGACAGUCGAGCAUCAAUUAAUCGUCGGGGCCGAUUCGUCUGCGAGGUAAAUGGUCGAGUUAUUGAUUUUGGGCAGCGCUGUGGCACUCGACUGACCGGCGAAGAGGCUGUGAUCCUUGGGAGGAAUCGCCACUCGAGGAGCGGCCACGAUGGCGGAUCGCAAGGCGGAAUUGGAGAGGAAGAAGGCCAAACUGCAGGCCAUCCGCGAGGAAAAGGAGCGGCGGAGGCGCGAGAAGGAGCAGAAAGAGGGUUCAUCAUUACAGUGGUUUCGGAAAAUGCAAGCCAAUCUAGAAGAUGCGACUCUUAGGGUGGCGUCGCAGGGCGCGGGCAGCAUGGACCAGCGCAAGGAGGUGGACGACAUGCUCAGCUCGCUUGGCGUGGCCCCCGUGUCGGACGUGCUGUCCUCUCUGUCCAGCCUCUCUUCCCUGCCGGACAACGGCCACGCGGGCACCACGCCCGAAAACAGCAUCCAGCCGAACGCGGCGCUCACGGCCGCUCAGCUCAAGGCAGCAAAGAAGAACAAGCUGACUCAGCUGAGUGUGGUUCCUGUGCAGCUGACCAACAUCCCACCCUCUGAACUGGUAGUCUAUAGCAAACAAACACAAACGGCCGGCACGGGCCCCGAGCGAGACGGAUCCCUCUCCCCAUGUUCUUCCUCUUCUUCCCUCAAAGGAUACUUUGAAGAUUGGUGGAGGCCUCGCAAAGGUUCUACCUUAGAUGUAAGCUGCAGCCGUAUAUCUCAUGCAUUCGACUAUUACGACGAAUACAAUCUAAACCCAGCUUUAGAGUGGGAGGAUGAAUUCACAGCCGAGGACGAGGACCACUCGCUGCCGCCGCACCUGGACGGGGGCGGCCUCUUCCAGAGCAAACUGCCCCCUGGAAUCUUGCCGCACGGCCUUCCGCAGGUCAAGGAGGUGCAGCCGGCCAUCACGGCCGUCGAAACCGAGGCUGCCAAACACGAGCACGAGAAAGAAAUCAAGGAACUGAGCGAGGAGCAGAAGCAAAUGAUAAUUCUUUCCGAGGACUUCCGACGCUUCAUCGACAACGCUGGGAGAAUCAUGGAGAGAGCUCUGUCAGAGCAGGUGGACGUCUGCAUCGACUACACCGGGCUCCUGGACGGCGACGAGGGAAGUGACGAGAAAUCUCGGGCCCGGCUUUCGCUGAAUCGCGUGUUCGUGGACGAGCGCUGGUCCAAGAGCCGGUGCGUGACCUCUCUGGACUGGUCGCCGCACUACCCUGAGCUGCUGCUGGCCAGUUACCACAUCAACGAAGACAGCCCGCACGACCCCGACGGCGUCUGCCUGGUGUGGAACACCAAAUUCAAGAAGACCACGCCCGAAUACAUUUUCCACUGUCAGUCGCCGGUGAUGUCGUCGAUUUUCGCCCGCUUUCACCCAAACCUGAUCCUCGGAGGCACGUACUCUGGCCAAAUCGUGUUGUGGGACAACCGAGUGCACAAACGGACGCCGAUCCAGAGGACGCCGCUGUCUGCGGCGGCGCACACGCACCCCGUCUACUGUCUGAACGUGGUCGGCACGCCGAAUGCACACAACCUCAUCUCCAUCUCGACCGACGGCCGGCUCUGCUCUUGGAGCCUGGACAAUCUGUCCGCGCCGCAGGAGACCAUGGAGCUGCAAAACAAACAAGGCAAGGCCAUGGCCAUCAAGAGCCUCGCCUUCCCCAACAACGACGUCAACAAUUUCGUGGUUGGCUGUGAAGAAGGUGCCAUUUGUACAGCUUGUAGACACGGGUCUCGAGCAGGUGUGAUAGAAACUUACGAGGGGCACCAGGGACCAGUGACCGGCAUCCACACCCACAAUGUGGCCGGACCCAUCGACUUCUCCCACCUUUUCCUCUCCUCCUCUUUCGACUGGACCAUCAAGCUGUGGAGCUUAAAGGAAAACAAGCCGCUGUAUUCGUUGGAGGACAAUGGCGACUACGUGUACGACGUGGCGUGGUCGCCAACUCACCCAGCCCUGUUCGCGGCCGUGGACGGCUCUGGCAAGCUGGACCUCUGGAAUCUGAACCAAGAGACAGAGGCGCCUAUGGCCAGCGUCAUUGUCGAUGGUGCUCCUGCUUUGAACAAGGUUUCGUGGACUCAGUCUGGCCAGCAUGUGACGGUCGGCGACGAUCACGGCAAAAUCUGGGUUUACGACGUUGGCGAGCAACUGGCCACGCCGAGAGCAGACGAGUGGAGCAAAUUCGCCAACACACUGCAAGAGCUCAAGUUUAACCAAGUAGAAGAGGAGGUAGACAAAGUUACGAUGAGUGCUGGCCAAGGCAGCGGACUGAGCAGCCUGGCGUCCUCCCUCUCCUCGAGCCCCAACCCGAUAAGAUGAUCGCCGCAGCUGAAUUGAAUUGAUAAAGAUAAAGCAUCUCUCACACAUAGUAAUUUAUGAAUGAUUGGGAUAAACUUGGAUGCCUUUCCAGUCAGCCGUUUCUGUGCAAUAUCGGUUGAUAUUUUUACUCGCAUCUCGAGCGAGAAAAUUAUUUUUUAUUAAUUUAUUGCUCCACAUCAAUAAACGGUGUGUCAAUUAUUGUAUAAUAUGAGUUGUACAGCAUCUUCAAACACGCCUCACUUUGUUAUUGUUAUUUCAAAAGCAGUAAUUUGAGACGUGGAUCGCCUAAAAAGACGGAUGUGCAGCUAUAGCGAACCCAUUGUAGACCGAAUCCUCUAGUUACCAUCCAGAAAAAAAUCAGAUCCUGGCCUCUCUUCUGUAGCUAUAACGCGAUAGAGCAUGGUACAUUUACUGCUGCACUGCUUUUCAAAACAUUUUCCCGUCUAGUAUACUCGUCUCGAGUAUCCGUAACUGAUCUAAUUCUAUGCUAAUCUUAUUAAUGUUCCUCCUCUAGUGACCAAAAAUGCGUUAACUCAGUUGAUAUUCAAGCAAAAAUCAGAUUUAACACACAAAAAAGUCAUUGGAAUAAAAACAUCUGCAGAAAA